AAGAAUAUGUGAUUCUGUUCCAUUCUGUUUGUAGUUUGUUUGUUUGUUUUUCCGCGAGCAUUGCCACUUUUCAUUUCACUGCACAUCUCGUAUGUGUAUGUGACGAAUAAACUUGACUUGACUCGAGUAUAGAAAUAAAUUAUCUGACAAUAUGCCUGUGGCGCUGUGGAGGCAAAGUCAAUGGAUUUUUUUUAAGGCUGAGAUAGAUUCUUGAUUAGUUUGGUGCAAGGGGUUAUGGAGAGAAGACAAGAGAAUAGGGUUAGGAGGGAGAUAUAGAUCAGCCACAAUUGAAUGGUGGAGUAGGCUUGAUGGGCCGAAUGGCCUAAUUCUGUUCCUAUCACAUGACUGUAUGACCUUAUGAGUGUAUGUGAUUACAGAAAAUUCAACAGACGAAGGACUGAAAUACUUGGAGUAACUCAGUGGGUCAGGCAGCAUCUCAGGAGAAAAAAGGACAGGAUGGGGAACAUAAGUGGAUUUUUAAAGAUAUGGAAGCACAGUGGAGAUUUCGGAUUUAUUUCCCAGUCUAAAAUUGAGCCAUUCUUUCCCCAAAUACAAUAUCUCCAUUGUAAUCAUACUGCAGAGACAACACCGGCAAUUCCUAAUUUCAGCAAAGUAAUACUUUGUUUAUGACAAUCAAGAUGAUAUUUAGCAGUUACAUACUCCAAAUAAUCAUUGCUCUUUCUGGAUUGUUUCAAACAGCAAGUCUACAACGACCAGUGUGAAGUCCAACCCGUCUAAGAGACAUCGAGAUCGCCUGAAUGCCGAGUUAGACCAUCUGGCCAGACUCCUGCCGUUUUCACCGGAUAUUAUUUCCAAAUUGGAUAAACUUUCAGUUCUUCGUUUGAGUGUCAGCUACUUUCGAGUAAAGAGCUUCUUCCAAGCCUUGGAAGACACAGAGUUGAGAAAGGAGUCUCAGCAUCUUCUCAGCCACAACACUCGGGAUAAUCAGCCCCCAUCCUUAAACAGGAAUUCAUCACUGGAAGGAGAGCUUCUGCUGGAUGCUAUGGAUGGAUUUGUGCUGCUGGUGAGUGCCGAAGGAAUGGUGUUUUAUGUCUCUCCCACAAUCGUCGACUACCUGGGAUUUCAUCAGACGGACAUGCUGCACCAGAGCGUGUAUGACUUCAUCCAUGUGGACGAUCGACAAGAGUUCCAGACGCAGCUACACUGGGCUAUGAAUCCACCACAGCACUUGUCUGGGCAGGAUCCUCUGAGGCAGGAAGCUAAUGGUGAGGAGAUUCUGAGUUCGUGCAAAGUUUACAGCCCCAAAGUUUUACCACCGGAAUAUUCUCAAUUUCUGAACCGUUGUUUCAUCAUCCGAGUGCGAUGCCUCUUGGACAGUACUUCGGGAUUUCUGACGAUGAAGUUCCAAGGCAGACUGAAGUAUCUCCAGGGACAGAAAAAGAAAGACCGGUCUGGUGUCUCCCUUCCGCCUCAGUUGGGGCUGUUUUGCAUCGCUGUACCUCUGCUGCUCCCUUCCAUCGGUGAAAUGAAGUUGAAUAGCUUGCUCCACAAGACAAAGCACAGGCUGGAUCUCAGCCCAGUGACGCUUGGAGCAAAGAGCAAAGCAAUUGCGGGAUGGUCAGAUGCAGAGCACCGAACAAGAUCGGGUUGCAAUUGCCUCCACUUUACGGAUGUACUGUACCGCGCAGAGAAUCAAAUCCGAAUGAUGAAUACUGGAGAAAAUGGCCUCACCGUCUUCAGGGUGCUCACUAAAGAAGGCCAAUGGGUUUGGUUCCAAGCUAACGGACAUCUGCCCUAUAAAAACAAGUCUACAGAAUAUGCCACAGUGCCUCGAGAGGACCCCAAGGAGACAGACAGAUCUAAGGAAGAGCAUCUCAGGAACCAGUUGGGAACUCACCAAACAGGCAACGCCAAUGGAUAUGUGUACAACAACUGUAGCGAUGUAUCUUUGCAACUAAAACAACUCUACGAGCAGCCACCAGGAAAAGAAGGAAGAGAGGAGAAAUAUGCAAGAAAUGAAGGUGGUGUCAGCCAUAAUGAGCCACUCAAUUUUUGCACAUCAUUUGCCAGACCUGCAAAGGUUCCCAUUGCAGAUGAUUUAUGGGUAUCAGAAUACAGUAGAGGCCCAUCAAAUCUGCACGGUCCAUUGAGACCAGUGGGGAGAAUAAAUAAUGAUCCUGCCCGAGUGGCUAAAGGCUUCUGUGGUAGAAAUAGAUCGCUAACCGAGCCUCAGCUCAGGAAUAACACACUAACCUCCAACUUUCAAAACGUAAUGCAGAACAUCCGGGCUGUCGGAGAGAAGGUGCAGCAGAGCCAACUGUUUGACUUGCACUCCACUGAUCUAGAGAGUUACCCAAUCGAAAGCUGCAAAUCAGAAGAUGUUACGGCACUGGGCAAUCCCAUUAGUCAUAGGUUGAAGGAGCUUCCCACGGAGUAUUGUAACAAUGCGGAAAUGUUCCAAGGAGUGCAAGUCAAAAGCGAGUAUAAUGUGGAACUGCACAAUGGACUAGGUGGGACUGUGGAAUCCUCAAGUCACCUGUGGGUUGACAACGAAAUUGGAAAAAAGAUGGUGGCGAGCUUCCCAAGACAGCCACAAUUAAAUUGCGAUCCCAACACAUUGGAACAAAUAUCACCCUGUGAGAAACUGAAUGCUCACCUGCCAUCUCCACUCUGUGGAGCCAGCACAGCCAGGGGCAGUGGCCUGUGGCUGGGGGGCAGUGGUUGCAAUCACAACAGGCCUUCCAAGCAAGGAAUGGACAUGGUUCACUUCAGUUCACAGAAAGACACCCAUUCCCACUGUUCUCACAGUGAUCAGCAAACAGACUAUUUGCAAACACAUGCAUUUCCACGCCAUAGUAUCCAGGAUAAGGGCCCAGGCCAGGUGGAAUACAAAGUACCACUGCAGUUCAAAGGCCAUGAUCUCAUCCAUACUGUCAUUAAACAAGAGCCCUCACCCUCUCCUCCUUGGUCUUGUGGCAAUCCGCACAACGUACAGGCAGGCCUGCAGAAAAAUAUGCCCCACUGUUUGAUCAAUCAACUGACUCAUAAGAUUACACAAAAUGCGUAUUUGUAAUUUUUUAUUGAAAACAGAAGAAACUGUUGUGGAUUUUUCAAAAAUGCUUGGCUCAAAAUCCUAACGUUCUGAUAUGUUGCCCCGUUGUUUAGUUUGCGAAUUUUAUGAGAGAAUUUUAUGACAAAUUGGUUAAGACAAUAUUACAUAUGAAAGUUCAAUCUUGGGCACAUGAAAAACAUUCAGCUUUUUAUAGCCAGCCUUGUUUGAGGAAGAUGCUGUCAGAAGAACAAGAACUCACCUCUCAUUGAUAGAAAUCACAGAAAUGUUUGCAGGAACAUUCAACAUUGAACCACAUGUUUGAGCAGGUGAUCAAUGCUUGGGCUAAGAGAAAGGUUUAAAAAAAAGAUAGCGGGGCAGAAAAAAAUUAGGGAGGGAAUUCCAGAUCUACGGAACAGAACUUUUGAAGAAACAGCCGCCUCUGAAAAUAGAAUAUAACCUGGUCAAGUUAAAAGAUGCAUUAUGUUCAAGUGGUCUAGCAACUGAGGAGAUUUAAUUAAUUUUUAUUAUUUUCCAUGGAGUUCCUGCUUUUGUCCUUGAGGCAGAAGCUCAGUGCUCUCCAAAAUCCACGCUUGGUGGUCUGUACUGUUAACAAACUGAACCAAUGAUAUGUUUUUGCAGUCAUGCCUAAUCUAAUCUAACCAGGACCAUAGAUUUCCAGACAGGAGAGGGUGGCUACAUUUCAUUCUUGUAUGAUGCUUGGUACUAUCACAACAUUUAAUAAAACAUUUGGACAGAUACAUGGAUAGGAUAGGUUUAGAAAGGAUAUGGGCCUUACACAGGCAGGUGGAAUGGUGUGGACAGGGCAUGUUGGUCGGCAUGGACAAAUUGCGCCAAGGGGCCUCCUUCUAUGCUGUAUAACUGUACUGCUCAGCAAGUCCUGCACAGAUCAGGAAUUGUACCUGGAAUCUACUUGACUCAGCAUCGCACCUGGUGUUUUGUUUGGUCCUCGGAUUUACAUUUGAUUGUUAAUGUUGUUAGAAUUUACAGGUGGUCCGGACUACACAGUAUGCAGAAAGCUUCACAUUCUUUCCAAUGGAAUGAAAUAACUGAGUUAUGUUGCCUUGGGAUAAUUUUCUCCAUUAAAAGUUGCUAAUCAAAUACAAGUUCUUGCCAUGUCUAUUGCAUAGAACAGCUUGUGGAUAUGGUACAGAUGUGUAUUGGAUUUCCAUUGUGUCCAACUGUCAUAGGUACACUAACUUUAUUGUUGAAGUAGUAAUCUGAGUGCCUGAAUGCAAAUUUGCAGCUAUGGUGCUCAGGAAAUGGUCAACGUUGUCAUAAACAUUCAUCUGGUUCUUUAAUGCAUUUUAAGAGAAAAGACUUACUGUCAUUCCCUAGUCUGAUCUUAUUGUGGUCCUGGUCUCACAGUAAUAUGUGUUACAUAGAAACAUAGAAACAUAGAAAUUAGGUGCAGGAGUAGGCCAUUCGGCCCUUCGAGCCUGCACCGCCAUUCAAUACGAUCAUGGCUGAUCAUCCAACUCAGUAUCCCGUACCUGCCUUCUCUCCAUACCCCCUGAUCCCAUUAGCCACUAGGGCCACAUCUAACCCUUUUAAAUAUAGCCAAUGAACUGGCCUCAACUACCCUCUGUGGCAGAGAGUUCCAGAGAUUCACCACUCUCUGUGUGAAAAAAGUUCUUCUCAUCUCGGUUUUAAAGGAUUUUCCCUUAUCCUUAAGCUGUAACCCCUUGUCCUGGACUUCCCCAACAUCGGGAACAAUCUUCCUGCAUCUAGCCUGUCCAACCCCUUAAGAAUUUUGUAAGUUCCUAUAAGAUCCCCUCUCAAUCUCCUAAAUUCUAGAGAGUAUAAACCAAGUCUAUCCAGUCUUUCUUCAUAAGACAGUCCUGACAUCACAGGAAUCAGUCUGGCGAACCUUCUCUGCACUCCCUCUAUGGCAAUAAUGUCCUUCCUCAGAUUCGGAGACCAAAACUGUACGCAAUACUCCAGGUGUGGUCUCACCAAGACCCUGUAUGACUGCAGUAGAACCUCCCUGCUCCUAUACUCAAAUCCUUUUGCUAUGAAAGCCAACAUACCAUUCGCUUUCUUUACUCUUGUGUUACUCUUAAUACCAUUCUGAAAAUGGCAAUGCAAACUAUUAGGUUGUUCAUCACCUCUGAAAGCACCUAGGAUGGUUCAUGAAUUUUCAAGAGCGAGUUAGAGUUAGAUUUAGCUCUUAGGGCUAAGGGAAUCAAGGGAUAUGGGGAAAAAGCCAGAACGGGGUACUGAUUUUGGAUGAUCAGCCGUGCUGGCAUAGUAAAUGGUAAUUCCUGCACCUAUUUUCUAUAUUUCUAUGAAUGGCACCUUUAUCAGUGGGAUCCAAGUCCCAUGUAUAUGUACAACAUAUCUUUUCCUAUGUAACAAUUGCAGCAACAACUUGCAUAUUAAUGGCACUUUGUAUUCUCCCAGGAAGAUGAUGUGUUUUUUCUAAGCAACAUAUAUCAACGAAUGUAAAACUUCACAAGAGAAAAUAAGCCCAUUAACCUUUUUGAACACCAGCAUAAGAUAGAAAUACCACAUUCUGUCAACUGAUUAGUAUGCUAGUGCCAUUUUCUAAAUAUAUAACCAUGAUAACACACAUAUAAGAAUGUCAGUAUUUUUUUUUAACAAUAAAUAUUGAGGCAAUAUUAAGGUUGGGAUUUUAUUUUUAAGUAACAUUUCACAGUAAAAUGGUACAUUUUUUAAAUUCAAGUUGAAAAUCCCACCAUGGUAUUUCAAUACGACUUCCCCACAAUAAUUAAUGUAGGCCCAUGUUUCUCCAUCUGUAAUAAUUGCAAAGCCACUGGUAUUAUUAGCAAUUGUACUUUGAAAUUAAGGGUAUGGGAUUUCACGUAGAAAUCUGGAGGUUCACAAUUUAGCCUUCCAAAGCUGGAGCUUUGAGCAGCUUUCUCGACUGGAAUCAAAGAAAAUUAAAUGAAUUGGCAAAAGUAUCCGAUUCUUAUAAACUAGUUUCACCCUGAAAACCAAGGUGUACGUUAACAAGGAUGAGGUAGAGGAUCAGCUAUGAUUUGAUGACCUUCCUUUAUGGAGGAUCAGGCUUGGUACCCCACUUCAAUUUCUAUCUCCGACAUUGUUGUGUUCUUAAGCGUACUUUGCAUGAUAUCUAAAUGAGCAGUAAAUAGCAUGAUGAUACUCACUGAGUUAUUUGGCCACAUAAAAGAAAAACACCACUUUCUACAUGUGGAUUGUAAUUUCCGCAGGAAAUGAAAUCAAAAUAUGGUGUGCUUUAUAAUUUUUAAUAUUUAUUAUAUUGUAGCUUUUACUUUAACAUUCCAAUCUUUAUUUUGCACUCUGCUCAAUGUUUAAAAGAUUUGUUGUUUUUUCUUCCUGGUGUGUUAUUUUUGAGAAUUUGGAAUCUGCAAGUUUGAAGACAUCAUGACUACUGGUAGAAACUGAUGUUUGUAAAUUAUAUAAAUAAGAUUGUUAAGGGUUUGGAUACGCAAGAGGCAGGAAACAUCUUCCCGAUGUUGGGGGAGUCCAGAACCAGGGGCCACAGUUUAAGAAUAAGGAGUAAGCCAUUUAGAACGGAGACGAGGAAACACUUUUUCUCACAGAGAGUCUGUGGAAUUCUCUGCCUCAAAGGGUGGUGGAGGCAGGUUCUCUGGAUGCUUUCAAGAGAGAGCUAGAUAGGGCUCUUAAAAAUAGCGGAGUCAGGGGAUAUGGGGAGAAGGCAGGAAUGGCGUACUGAUUGAGGAUGAUCAGCCAUGAUCAUAUUGAAGGUAUCGAUCGGCUCG
Molecule: messenger RNA, 6759 nt
Organism: Leucoraja erinaceus (little skate)
Lineage: Eukaryota; Metazoa; Chordata; Chondrichthyes; Rajiformes; Rajidae
Product: aryl hydrocarbon receptor repressor-like
Exons: 9
Coding region: 1004-3034 (676 amino acids)
Biological process (GO): regulation of transcription by RNA polymerase II
Cellular component (GO): nucleus; aryl hydrocarbon receptor complex
Molecular function (GO): nuclear receptor activity; transcription cis-regulatory region binding
Source: RefSeq, a predicted model, not a curated record